CGACCGGCUAUAUGAGGAGACGAACAUCAGCUGCGUGGUGGUCUCAUCGCUCAGGAUGUCAUCGAGCUACUAUGAGGGUGAGCAUGAUGAGAGAAUCUCUGACUCUCGUUUUGACUGCUUUACCCAGCGCAUCGAGGCAACGAGACCAUUCCCGUUCCUAACCGACUAGCACGCGAUGUACAGUCGACUCAAGCGGGUGAUAACCGGCAUUCUCGCCACUCACAGCGAAGCUACAACAUUCCCGGUUUGCCAAAGGGUCACUCAAACCCUAGGUCCGAGGUCCCGGGAUGUGAAAAUCGCCAAGAACCACGACCGUGAAGUAGGGUGCAUCACCAGCACACGAUCAGCGGCAGAAGACGGACAAACGGCGUUCGGUAAAGGACCGUAACAAAAUUCGAGUGCCAGGCAUAGCUGGAAAUUGGCCGAUCUCUCUAAGGCAAUGAACACUGGACAUAGCGUCGGGUGAGCUCUUCCUCAAUUGGUAAGCGGAAAGCAGCGGAUGAUGUGCUGAUACGACAUUCCGCCAUUGCUGCAUAAUGAGCCGGGGCUGGCUGGUAGCGUGUCUCAGCUCCAAGCAGUAAUGGACUAGGCAUCCUCGAGUCCGUUCCUUGAGAUUGUGGUUGUUGGAUUAGCCAUGUUG
This is a messenger RNA of Parathielavia appendiculata, 640 nucleotides long. RefSeq lists its product as uncharacterized. The coding region runs from base 176 to 388 and encodes 70 amino acids. The record is from RefSeq and is a predicted model, not a curated record. Lineage: Eukaryota; Fungi; Ascomycota; Sordariomycetes; Sordariales; Chaetomiaceae. The transcript has 2 exons.